This is a messenger RNA of Drosophila mojavensis, 647 nucleotides long. RefSeq lists its product as uncharacterized. The transcript has a single exon. The record is from RefSeq and is a predicted model, not a curated record. Lineage: Eukaryota; Metazoa; Arthropoda; Insecta; Diptera; Drosophilidae. Bases 127 to 474 code for a protein of 115 amino acids.
GCAUCCUUCACUCAGUCCAUGUUUGGUCCUCCGUCGGACAGCCGUCUCACACCGAAAGCAAACGCCACCGAGAGAAUUACCGCACACGUGCUGUGAUAGUCAGUGCCCAGUGUCUAACCAGUCAGGAUGUUGUUUCUGGCGCCGCGCAAGCAUCUAUUUGCCACCAAUUUGAUAAUAUUCCUCAUGAUUUAUAUCAUGCGCAAGUGCCUGCAGUUGUUCUGCAUCAUCGAGAACAAGGCGUGCCAGCAGCCCGACUGCCGCUGCGAGCCCGGCCAAACGGAUUGCCAGGACUCGCCAGUGAUGGAGCGACGCGGCGGAUUCAAGCUCAUACCGGAUGCCAUGAGGAAGACCAUGCACAGCUUUGGCUAUGGCGAGGGCCACUAUCAGAUCUUCGUGGAGAAGAAGGAGCGCAAUUUGCCAACCAAAUCGCGCCUCAAUGCGGCCAACGCUGAACUCAAGCUGAAUCCCAAUUAGGCGGUCCAGCUUGACAGCCAGCAAAACAGCUCAAGGAGCCCACAAAAUGUGCCAACUACAACAGCAACAACAACAAUAAUAGCAAUAUCCAACUACAACAAUAACAAACUACAACAACAACAACAAAAUUUGUCCAAUGUCUUCUGCCAUAAAUAUGUCUUAAUUAAUUAUAA